Messenger RNA from Pistacia vera, 1828 nucleotides. RefSeq names its product laccase-17-like. The record is from RefSeq and is a predicted model, not a curated record. Gene Ontology annotation, cellular component: apoplast. The coding region runs from base 32 to 1768 and encodes 578 amino acids. Gene Ontology annotation, molecular function: hydroquinone:oxygen oxidoreductase activity; copper ion binding. Gene Ontology annotation, biological process: lignin catabolic process. NCBI's taxonomy places the organism in Eukaryota, Viridiplantae, Streptophyta, Magnoliopsida, Sapindales, Anacardiaceae. The transcript has 6 exons.
UAGUUGCAGUUUCCUGAGAGAAAAACCAAAAAUGGGUGCUUCUGUUCUUCAAUCGCCAGCAUUUCUAGUAGUUGUUUUAACAGCAUUUAUCACAUUGAGUAUCCUUCCUCAGCCAGUACUUGGCAUCACCAGGCACUACAAGUUUGAUAUCAAAUUGCAAAAUGUGACGCGUCUGUGCCAUACCAAGAGCAUUGUAUCAGUAAAUGGGCAGUUUCCAGGGCCUCGCAUUGUUGCAAGGGAGGGCGACCAGCUUCUUAUCAAAGUGGUUAACCAUGUCCAGAACAAUAUCUCCAUCCAUUGGCAUGGCAUUCGGCAGCUUCGAAGUGGGUGGGCUGAUGGACCAGCAUAUAUAACACAAUGCCCCAUUCAAACAGGGCAGAGUUAUGUGUAUAACUUUACCAUUGUUGGGCAAAGAGGUACACUAUGGUGGCAUGCCCAUAUAUCAUGGCUAAGAUCAACUCUUUAUGGUCCCAUCAUCAUUCUUCCCAAGCGUGGCGUUCCUUACCCCUUUGCCAAACCUUACAAGGAAGUUCCCGUCAUCUUUGGUGAGUGGUUCAAUGCAGAUCCUGAGGCAGUGAUCACCCAGGCCCUUCAAACAGGUGGAGGCCCAAAUGUGUCUGAUGCAUAUACCAUCAAUGGACUUCCAGGGCCUUUGUAUAACUGUUCAGCCGAAGAUACUUUCAAACUGAAGGUGAAGCCUGGGAAAACUUACCUUUUACGUUUGAUCAAUGCUGCACUCAACGAUGAGCUUUUCUUCAGCAUAGCAAACCAUACUCUUCAAAUUGUGGAUGUGGAUGCUAUUUAUGUUAAACCUUUUGAGACUGAAACAUUACUCAUUACCCCAGGCCAAACCACAAAUGUGCUUCUUAAAACCAAAUCCCAGUACCCAAGUGCCACAUUUUUAAUGACUGCUAGACCUUAUGUGACUGGUCAAGGCACAUUCGACAAUUCAACUGUUGCCGGCAUUUUAGAGUAUGAAAAACCUCCCAAUAAUGUUGGCUCGAUUAAAAAACUUCCACUCUUUAAACCAACUUUACCUCCUCUCAACGACACUUCCUUUGCAGCAAAUUUUACCCAAAAACUUCGUAGUUUAGCGAGUGCACAAUUCCCUGCCAAUGUGCCCCAAAAGAUUGAUAAGCGAUUCUUUUUCACAGUAGGCCUAGGAACAAGUUCCUGCCACAGUAACCAAACCUGCCAAGGCCCUAAUGGGACGAUGUUUCAGGCUUCAAUCAAUAACGUAUCGUUCGUAAUGCCAACCAAAGCCCUACUCCAAUCUCACUUUUCCGGCCAAUCAAAUGGUGUUUACAAUCCCAAUUUUCCUAUCUAUCCACUAAUUCAAUUUAAUUAUACCGGCACCCCACCAAAUAAUACUAUGGUAAGCAACGGGACAAAGCUAGUGGUGCUUCCUUAUAACACAAGUGUGGAGCUCAUCUUGCAGGAUACAAGCAUACUUGGCGCUGAAAGCCACCCUCUUCACUUGCAUGGUUUCAAUUUCUUCGUGGUUGGUCAAGGUUUUGGAAACUUUGAUCCGAAUAAGGACCCUGCAAACUUCAAUCUCGUUGACCCUAUUGAAAGGAACACUGUCGGUGUGCCUGCAGGUGGGUGGGUGGCAAUUCGGUUCCUCGCAGACAAUCCCGGGGUGUGGUUUAUGCAUUGCCAUUUGGAAGUUCACACCAGCUGGGGUUUGAAGAUGGCCUGGAUUGUCUUAGAUGGAAAGCUUCCUAAUCAAAAGCUACCUCCUCCACCAGCCGAUCUUCCUAAGUGUUGACGUAAAUUAUUGCUAUCUUUCUUCAUUCACAGAUCUUACCAGAAAUCCACCCAAUGAGUU